CCAAACGCCACCCCUCGUUGGCUCGUUCCGCAUCUCGACUUCAGCGCGGACAGAGUAGCCAAAAGCCACACUGAAAACCUCCGGCCAUCCCACCACCACCAUGGGCGGCGGCGGAGGCGACGGGCCUCCUCCAGGGAGCUCCGCGAACGGCGGCGAGUUCCUCCUCUCCUCCUCCGGCGUCCCCCCAGCCCCAGCCCCAGCCCCAGCCCCAGCCCCCGCCGCCGCCGCCGCAGCAGCAGCAGCGCCACCACCACCCGCCGCAGCCGUUGACCAUCGACCCGGCUCGCCGCCGUGGGCCCCACGAUCGGCUUCCCGGCCCGCCGCCCAACGGCCGCGACUUCUCCGCCCCGCCGUGGGCCCCCACCACCACCACGCCGCCGCCGCCGCCCCUCCACCUGUCUACCCGCACAGCUUGUUCGGGGUCGCUCCCGGAGGGAACCAAUUGCCCGCGAAUCAUCACAAUCAGGGGCCGCCGGUCGAUGAUUUCAGGAGGCUGGGGCUGGGAGGGUUUGACGAGAGAGGGGUGGCGCCUCACAAUCUCGCUCAACAGUUGAAGCAACUGCAACUGCACCACCAGCACCAGCAGCAGCUGCAGCUGCAGCUGCAGCGUCAGCAGCAAGAGCAAAGCCUGCGGUUCGGCUCUUUUCCUCCUAAAAUCAUACCUUCCGAGGUUGUUUCGGUUGAAAAUUCAGUUUUUGACUCUGCAAGAGAGCCUAACAUGGGUUCUGGCAGUAGAGGCAGCGAUAGGUUUGAGAAAAAUCGGCAAUUUAGUCCGCGGGGGAAUUCGGGCGCCAGUGUAAAUGCUGCUUGGCGUGGGAAUAACGAGCUUGGAGAGCAGGAGAGGCGAGCGGUCGGGCGGGGAAAGCAGAACCACGUGGGGAAUGAUAGGCAAAUGCCACCAGGGUUUCCAGCGAAGCCGGCUGGAAGAGGGAAUUCGGGUUUUGGUAACUGGAGGAUAGAUUUUGAGCGUAAUGUGGAUGGGGAAAGGAAUAAUCAGAACGAGUGGAAUCAUAAGAACGCGAGUGGGAAUUCGGGUUUUGGUAACUGGAGGAUAGAUUUUGAGCGUAAUGUGGAUGGGGAAAGGAAUAAUCAGAACGAGUGGAAUCAUAAGAACGCGAGUUCUAAUGAUGGGGAUGUGAUAGGGAGGAAAUUUCACUUCGAUGAUCAUAGAAUGCCUAGCAGAAAUUCAGGGGUGACGCAGCUGAGCGAGCAGCUUGAUCGCCCUGGUCCACCGACUGGGAGUAACCUUUAUUCAGUUUCUGCCUCGGACAUAGAGGAGUCUGCUGCUCUGCAUCGUGAGGUUGUUGAGAACGAUAGUAAAGGAGAAGAGGAGGGAGAGGGGGCUGCGGUGAAGAGAGCUGGUAAGUUAGGUGCUAAUGAAUCUGAUGAUUUGCUUGAGGACGAACUUGAUGAGAAAAAUGAGAGAAGGCAGCAACGAAGUCAACGAGAAAAGGAUUUCAGGUCAGACUCCAGAGGACAAAGGCUACUUACACAGCGAAUGAGGAACUUUAAAAGUUCAAUGGAGUGUCGCUGGGACAUAGACAGGCUGAAUGUUCCCUUUCUUGCAAUUUAUGAUUCCUUGAUACCACCUGAAGAAGAAAAGGCUAAGCAGAAGCAGUUGUUGACAAUGUUGCAGAAGUUAGUCAGCAAAGAGUGGCCAGAAGCUCGGUUAUACCUGUAUGGAUCAUGUGCCAACUCUUUUGGAGUUUGCAAGAGUGAUAUUGAUGUGUGCCUUGCUAUUCAGGAUGCCAACAUUGAUAAAUCAGAGGUUAUACUGAAAUUAGCAGACAUAUUCGAAUCAGAUAAUUUACAAGAUGUGCAGGCACUAACCCGUGCUAGGGUCCCCAUAGUAAAGCUUAUGGAUCCAGCUACAGGAAUAUCUUGUGAUAUAUGCAUUAACAAUGUCUUGGCAGUUGUUAAUACAAAGCUUCUGCGAGAUUAUGCCCAAAUAGAUGUGAGAUUGCGGCAGUUGGCAUUUAUUGUGAAACAUUGGGCGAAAUCCAGAGGAGUAAAUGAAACUUAUCAAGGCACAUUAUCCAGCUAUGCGUAUGUGCUGAUGUGCAUUCACUUCUUGCAACAGCGUAGACCUGCUAUUCUUCCAUGCUUACAGGAGAUGGAGGCAACCUACGCUGUCACUGUUGAUAAUAUAGAAUGCGCUUUCUUUGAUAAAGUGGAGAAGCUCCGUGACUUUGGAUCACGUAACAGGGAAACCAUUGCGCAGUUGGUGUGGGCAUUUUUUCACUAUUGGGCAUAUUGUCACGAUUACACAAAUACCGUCAUAUCCGUUCGCACCGGAAGCUUGCUCAGCAAGCGGACUAAGGACUGGACAAGGAGAAUCGGGAAUGAUCGGCAUCUGAUCUGCAUAGAAGAUCCAUUUGACGUGUCGCAUGACCUGGGAAGAGUGGUGGACAAGUUCAGCAUUAAAGUACUGAGGGAAGAGUUUGAACGUGCUGCUGAGAUCAUGCAGUACGAUCCGAACCCCUGCGUGACUCUGUUCAAACCAUACAGUGCCUCAUAAACGCGAUGCUUAAUUUAUAAGCCAGGUUGAUUUGUAAAUCUCAUGCAUCUUAUCUAACCUGUAAAAAGCCCUCUCUUUUCUAGAUUUUGAUUGGGACCUUGCCUUUGUUCAUAGUCUGUGUUCAGAGUAUGAUUGCCUUUUUUAGUUUUUGCUCAUGGACUUCUCCAUCAAGGUUUUAUGGGUUGUGUCAAUUGUAAUAUUUAAUAAGACUUGUCUACAUAAAAGCCCUUUAGAAUGAUCUUUAUCCU
Molecule: messenger RNA, 2766 nt
Organism: Eucalyptus grandis
Lineage: Eukaryota; Viridiplantae; Streptophyta; Magnoliopsida; Myrtales; Myrtaceae
Product: UTP:RNA uridylyltransferase 1
Molecular function (GO): RNA uridylyltransferase activity
Source: RefSeq, a predicted model, not a curated record